Messenger RNA from Anopheles nili, 1723 nucleotides. RefSeq names its product serine palmitoyltransferase 2 (gene lace). Gene Ontology annotation, molecular function: pyridoxal phosphate binding; serine C-palmitoyltransferase activity. Gene Ontology annotation, biological process: sphingosine biosynthetic process; ceramide biosynthetic process. Gene Ontology annotation, cellular component: serine palmitoyltransferase complex. The record is from RefSeq and is a predicted model, not a curated record. NCBI's taxonomy places the organism in Eukaryota, Metazoa, Arthropoda, Insecta, Diptera, Culicidae. The transcript is spliced from 8 exons. The coding region runs from base 1 to 1584 and encodes 527 amino acids.
AUGAUAUCUUCAAACGUUAUUCACAGUGGAGAUUCCAUUAACAUUGUGAACCCUCCCGGACACGUUCUCAAUGGCAAAAAAAUUACGAAUGGGCUCCAUAAAAAGAAGGUAGAUAAUUUGGAAGAAAAGUCUUCCUAUGAACAAGUUCCGUUACAUACCGCUUGUUUCACAUACCUUGGUUUUUAUCUGCUGAUGAUUUUGGGAUACAUAAAUCAACUCUUUUUUACACCAAAAGUGGCUACUGAAAAGUUCAGAGACGGCUACGUUCCACUCUACGAUGCGUUUGAAAAGUUUUACCUACGCUAUGUUUACCGACGUGUUAAGGACUGCUGGAAUCGUCCGAUUUCCAGUGUUCCUGGUUCAGAAGUAGUAUUGAAAGAUAGAAUUACCAAGGAUUAUGGAUGGUCUUUCCAAUUUACCGGAACGGAGACGAAAUGCCUGAACUUAGGAUCGUACAACUAUCUUGGGUUUGCGCAGAAUGAAGGACCAUGUGCCGAUGAAUCCGAAGAAUGCAUACGAAUGCAUGGUUUGGCAGCUUGUAGCUCUCGUAGAGAACUAGGUACAAACCCUUUGCACGAUGAACUGGAGUUGUUAACAGCCAAAUUUUUAGGCGUUGAGGAUGCAAUCGUCUUUGGCAUGGGAUUUGCAACCAAUUCUCUCAACAUACCCACACUAAUUUCUCCAGGUUGUUUGGUGGUUAGUGAUGAAAAAAACCAUGCCUCUAUCAUAUUGGGCUUAAGACUUUCCGGUGCCACGCCCAAGGUAUUCAAGCAUAAUAACAUGAAAGAUCUAGAGCGAGUGCUACGGGAUUCAAUUAUAUCAGGACAACCGGGUAGCGGCAAACCUUGGAAAAAGAUUCUUAUUAUCGUGGAAGGAGUAUUCAGUAUGGAAGGAUCCAUCGUAAAGCUCCCGGAGAUAAUAGCGUUGAAAAAGAAAUACAAGGCUUACAUCUACUUAGAUGAAGCUCAUAGCAUUGGAGCUACUGGACCAUCGGGGCGUGGCGUAUUAGACUACUAUGGGAUCGAUCCGAACGAUGUAGACAUCCUCAUGGGUACUUUUACUAAAAGCUUUGGUUCUGCCGGAGGUUAUAUUGCCGGUAAAAAGAGUCUUAUAAAUUUUUUAAGAGUUCAUAGCCAUGCUCACUGCUAUGCCAGUUCCAUGUCGCCACCAGUGACACAACAAAUUUUGACAUCAAUGAAGAUCAUUCUUGGCUUGGAUGGAUCUUCUGAAGGUAAAAAUCGCAUUUCUCAAUUAGCACGAAAUACGCGCUAUUUUAGAAAACGGUUAGCCCAAAUUGGAGUCAUCACUUAUGGACAUGAAGAUUCUCCGGUUGUCCCCAUGCUGGUGUAUUUGUUUUCCAAAAUUGGAGCUGUUGUUAGGACAUUAACCGCUAAAAACAUUGCUGUUGUCGGUGUGGGUUUUCCUGCGACACCAAUUAUGGAGGGGCGAAUUCGCUUUUGCUUAUCCGCAGCACACACCAAAGAGCAGCUGGAUUACGCUCUCUCAGUUAUCGACAGCAUAGGGAAUACCUUGGGCUUGAAAUAUUCCCGCAAACCAAAAAAUUUAAGCCACAUCGAGUAUUAGUGAAACUGUGAAAAAGAACCUAAAAUCGAAAGUGAAUCGAAAACAAUGACGUUGCUUAUGAUUGAUUUUAUUCCAGUUCCAGUGAACAAAUGCAUACAAAUAAGCUACCUUUCUUCACUUCACUUGCAAUAGUAUUUUA